AUGGCUUCUGGCGACGAAUUCAUUCAUAUUUCCACUGGGCCCUCACCAGCCCGGUCGGGGUCGCCUACCAAUGCGUUCUAUGAUAAUGCGGAGGGAAAGCGAUGGUUCACAGAGGGAGUGAUCGUCGAAUCACUGCGUGCAAAAUACCCUAAAUACCUCCUUACUAUCAAUCCGGCCUACUCUACCAGUCUGCUUGGAUUCGCCAAUUCUCGUGAUGAUGCUAGCUACUCUUUGCGAGACGGGGGUGAUCUUGUUGAACGACAAUUUCUUCCUCCUGCUCGGAGAUACAAUGAUGAGAAUGGCGGUGCCUUUGGCGAAAGUGUAGUCAUGGGCUGCUAUGAUUACAUCUUUCAGGGCAAUGUCUUUUUGGUUUAUAUUGUCACCGGCGCUGAUGGCAUGUUUGGAAAGACAACUUACAACUACAUUCUUGUAGCACCUGAAGCCGACGGUAUCGACAUGAUUGCUACCGAGAAGGUACAGGCGCAGAGCAAAACUGAUCAGUUAGUCAGAGAGGCUACUAAAUGGGGAAACGACCUUCACAAAGAGGUGCUUGUAUUUGACCAAGGCUACUGGCAAAAGAAUCGGGAGCUUUGGGAAAACGUCCAAACCGCCAAUUGGGAAGAUGUUAUAUUGGAAAAGGAGAAGAAGGAAGCGAUCAUUGAUGACGUUCUAGGUUUCUUUGAUGGCCAAGAAAGAUAUUCAGAAUUUGGUGUUCCAUGGAAGCGAGGAGUAAUCUUUUACGGCCCUCCAGGAAAUGGAAAGACAAUUUCAACUAAAGCACUCAUGCACGAUGUGUCAAAACGCUUGUCACCAACCAUAGAGUCACUUUACGUAAAAUCCUUUUCAUCAUAUGGUGGCCCAGAACUCGGAAUCCGAAUGAUUUUCCUCAAAGCACGCCAAAUGGCACCGUGUCUCUUGAUAUUCGAGGACAUCGACUCCCUUGUCAGUCCAAUGAUUCGAUCUUACUUCCUCAACGAAGUUGAUGGAUUGGAAUCCAACCAUGGUAUCCUUAUGAUUGGAUCUACCAACCACCUAGACCGUUUAGAUCCAGGAAUCGCCAAGAGACCUAGUCGAUUCGAUAGAAAAUACUUCUUCGAUGUUCCAACCAAGGAUGAGAGAAUCCAGUAUGCUGAUUAUUGGCGUCAUAAACUCCGCAACAACAAGAAAGUCGACUUUCCUCCAGAGAUGUCCGUACGAGUCGCGGAUAUAACUGCCGGUUUCAGCUUUGCCUACAUGAAGGAAGCUUUCGUCGCCGCUCUGCUCGUCAUUGUUGCCAGGACCUCCACUUCGUACAAGAAUAAGCAUCGCGAGGAUAACCUUAGCGGUAAUAUUCUGUGGAAAGAAUUGAAGAAGCAAAUCGAAUCAUUGAGAAACGAGAUGGACGGAGAAGAUGGUGAUGAUGCGAACCUGAGCAUGGCAAGCCAGUUUCUCCCAGCAAUGAGUGGUAUUAUGGAGAGGAGCUCAGCAGCACUUCCAAUUGACAUUACCGGAGCGCAUCAAGCGUUCCUUGGUGCAAAUUAUGCUGGACAACGACCUGAUGGAUGCUACAUUCCUCGCUAUACUCCAAAUCAGGGAGGUAUGCCUCGUUAUAUGUGA
Glarea lozoyensis ATCC 20868 is the source of this 1596-nucleotide messenger RNA. Its product is annotated as P-loop containing nucleoside triphosphate hydrolase. Lineage: Eukaryota; Fungi; Ascomycota; Leotiomycetes; Helotiales; Helotiaceae. Gene Ontology annotation, biological process: protein import into peroxisome matrix. Gene Ontology annotation, cellular component: cytosol; peroxisomal membrane. The transcript has 2 exons. Bases 1 to 1596 code for a protein of 531 amino acids. Gene Ontology annotation, molecular function: ATP hydrolysis activity; ATP binding. The record is from RefSeq and is a predicted model, not a curated record.